CCGACAAGAUGGCGCCCUCCGAAUCUUCCGGCGACGUCGACGUCGAUGUCCUCAUCGUGGGCGCUGGACCCGUUGGUCUCAACCUCGGGUACCAACUUCAAAGAUACUCAAAUCCACCUUUGUCCUCCGCCACGAAACCCAUCUCCGUCCACAUCAUCGAGAAACACCCCAAGCCAAUGCAAGAAACGUUCGGACGUGCCGUCACUUUCUGGCCGCGUUCCAUGGAAGUUCUCUCGCAGAUGGGCCUGGGCGAUCAAAUCACACAGCAGUGCGUCGCUGUACGGCAGUCAGCGGCAUACGACAAGGAUGGCACGGAAGUGUUUGGACGGGGAUGGAGUUUCCUCGAGGGCAUUGAGGACUCUCGGUUCAAGUUCGCGAGUGUGCUACGUCAACGAUUCGUCGAGGACAUUUUCCGCGCCGAACUCAAGAAAUUUGGCGUCGAGGUCAGUGAGAACAGUAGCUUUGUGGAUCUGGAGGUCGACGAGUCUGUUCCAGCAGGCGAGAGGGGCAGAGUCAAGGCUACGAUCUUGGACACCAGUGGUGGCGAGGGUAAUGAGAAGAAAUAUACUGUCAAGUGUCGCUAUCUGAUUGGAUGUGACGGGUCGAGGACACUGGUCCGAGGAGCGGCGGGUAUCGAGUCGGAGGGAGACAGGACGGAAGAUAAGUGGGUGAGAAUCGAUGGUGUGUUGAAGAGCACGACGAUGCCGAAACCCAGGGCGUACGGUGCGAUUGAGAGCCCAGUGUACGGAAACGUGCUUUGGAUCCCGCUUGACCAUGGCGCCACGAGAAUUGGAUUUGCGAUGAAUGAAGAUCGGAGAAAAAUGUACAAGGAGCUCAACCAGGAUGUGUUCAUCGAGGAGGCGAAGCUCUCGGUCAAGCCUUUCGAGAUCGAGUAUGAACGAGUCGACUGGGCGAGCGUGUACAGUGUCGGUCAGCGAGUCGCGAGGAAUUUCUGGGCGAAGGAGUCGGUAUUCCUUGCUGGUGAUGCCGCGCAUAGCCACAGUAGCGGAGCAGGGCAGGGCAUGAACGCUGGUAUGCACGACGCCGUCAACUUGGGUUGGAAAUUGGCUCUUGUGUUGACCGGCGUGCUGAAACGGAAUGUGCUCGAGACUUACACGCUUGAGAGGCAGCCGAAUGCCGCUAAGUUGAUCAAGUAUGACGAAGAUAUCAGUGUGCUGGUCUCGGGAAGAUUGCCAAAAGACUAUGCCGGAGACAGAACCGAAGAUCCGAAUGUUGUUCUGGGGAAGAUUUUGCAACAGGCCAAGGGCUUCAACACCGGGUUGACGAUCGGAUUCGGGCCCAAUGUUGCUGUUUUGAGAGACGACAGCGGCGAGGAAGACCUCGCUGCUACCAUUGCGAAGCGGUCUAUCGUGCCGGGACCGGCCAUUCCUGGAUACAGAGCUCCAGAUGUGCAGGUCUUGACGCCUGCUCUGUGGGAACCUGUCUGGCUUCAAAAUCUGAUGCCGAAUGUGGCGAGAUUUUAUGUUGUCGUGUUUGCGGGCAAGUCAGCGCAGGCGAAAGAGGCGUUCCUCACGAUGAAGGCCGACAUCCAGAAGAAACCCCGUCUAUCACCUAGCACGAAGCCCUUGGUGGAAGCAAAGACGAAUGGGGUGCAUCUCAACGGAGAUUCGUCUUCUGCUCAGGAAUGGCCUGUGGAUUUCCUUACCAUUCUCCCCGAAAAGGUCGGCAAUGCUUGGUUCGAGCUGGGCACAGAUCCAUUGGGCAGAGUAUACUUUGACGCCGAUGGCACCGCGAACAGUAGGUACCAGGUCAAUGUUGAUUCUGGAGCUGUGUUUGUGCUUAGACCGGACGGUUGGAUUGGAGCUCGUUUCGAACUUGGAUCCAAGACUGUGGUGGAUGACAUAGACUCGUAUCUAGGCGGACUUUUGUAUUAGUUGCUGUUGCAGAAAACCUGUGGUCAUAGCACUUGGAAGAAUUCAUCAUGACCCAUUGUUUGCUGCUGUCCUGGACUUGAUCACGCACGAGGGUGAGAGAAUACCUGGCAUU
Messenger RNA from Exophiala viscosa, 2007 nucleotides. RefSeq names its product 3-propionate hydroxylase. The transcript has a single exon. The coding region runs from base 9 to 1895 and encodes 628 amino acids. Gene Ontology annotation, molecular function: FAD binding; oxidoreductase activity. The record is from RefSeq and is a predicted model, not a curated record. NCBI's taxonomy places the organism in Eukaryota, Fungi, Ascomycota, Eurotiomycetes, Chaetothyriales, Herpotrichiellaceae.